CAUGCCCCAGUAACAGCCGUGGUACUUUUGUGUGCUACAACCUCUCGAGCGAGUGGUACUUUUAAGAUACUAUCCCUUCCAUACGGCCAUCUUGCUGUCAUUACGAUCCAGGCACGUCUGACUGUAAUCCGAACCCACCCGAGAUAAAGACGCAACAAGACGGUCGCGUACCAGAGGAAUGGUUCGACGACUGAGAAGCCUCUCCAGUUGCUUCGAAAGAGAGAACCAGGCCCAACGUUGAGUGUAAUCCUUGUUUUCAUUGUCACGAUCCACCCCAUCGUUGUCGAGGACUUCUGCGACCGGGGAAGAGACAUGUGUUAGAUGGCAUCUGAAUGAAGUGCCAGCGAUGAUGGAAAUAUUUGAGUUCCUUGAUUGAACGUGGGGUGAGAGGACUUAUCGAAGAGCGAGGAGGCAGACUGUAGGAGCGAAUAGUUUUGUUGCGAGGUUUGGACGGCGAUAUCCGAGGAUUAAAGGAGAGAGUGCACAGAGAUUGGCUGGCUUAGUUCCACUGCGCGCAGAGCGAAUCUAUGAGCUGGUAAAGGAGGAAGCUGAGACGAGUUGUAGAUUGUGGAGACUACAGACCAGCGGAAGUGUUGCUGAAAGAGCGGAACGUCGUUGAGGCUAGUUGCCUGCCAGGUUGCGAGCUCUGCAGCAAGGCGCAACGGGGUCGAGGGAACGGUGUGUAGCAGAGGUCGUCUGCGUCGAGGAGAGCAUACAAAUUUGGGGGCCCUACAUCUACCACUCGCCGCCGAAGUUUUUGAGUCUCUUGCGGGUGAUCAAGCAGAUCGUGUGUGCUGCUCAGCGCGACACUCCUCCAUCUUUUCCAUCACCCAUUCUAGUUGUAUUUGGGUCGGAGGUCGUCAGUGUGCCCUGAAUUCCCGAGCUCCAGCCAUGUCUGCGAUCUCCGCUGCUCUACGAUGGUUCAUGCGCACAUCCUAAACUCCUGAAUGCUAGCUGGAGGUUUUGAAACUCGAGUAUGCUCGCAAUUCUCGACAUCCUCCCUUAAGUCUUGCUAAAUGGCGUAUUUCAAUGCGCCGUAAGCUGUGCAUCUGGGCGAAUAGAGCUUGGCCAUGACUGUGAUUCGUGACAGCCUUCUCUAAUUUUUCGAAAUGAAGCUCCUCACCACACCUUAAAUUCUCUAGUCCGAGCGGGGGAAGCGCCCUGCCUUACUCUGGUAUUUUAUUACAGGUUAUUGUAACCCUAGGAGAUGGAUCUCUUCUGUUAUCCUUAAAUUGCAGCAUCUGAGGUGAUUGUGCCAGUGAUUCCAGACGGUCUUACGCGCUUUUGCGAAAUGAAGGUUUCCAGUUCGCCAUAAUUUGUUGGUUUUUCCAUCCACCGAAGUACUGGUUUGGCAGAAGAGAUUAUGGGGUUUUUGACUUCACGUUUUCGCGUGAAAGCGAUCCGCAAGGAAGGUCAUACAUAUUGGAGGUCCAGAACCGGGGGCUGCUCUUGUAGUUGUAGAGAUUGAGUUUGGAUAAUUCUUCAGUUUUAAAUGAUCUUGUAGAAUUUACAAGUCGAUCUGGCCAGCGAGUUUAUGCGCGCACAGCACCGUAGAGCAGAGGGUUGUGGAAAUUUGAGACAAUGAAGGUGAUUACAGUAUGCAUGCUGUUGCUCUAUCUCUGCCUUGGAGCCUUAGCAGCCUAUUUCGGGUUUUCAGCCAAGCACACGAGUGGCACAAGAGAAUACCAUGUCUUGCUGUACAAGGAUAUUUGCAUCUACCCCGACAGUCCGGCGCAAACGACGGGGCUUCUUGCUGGGCUCAUCUUACUUGUGGCUCAAAUGCUUGUUAUUGCGACCUGUGCUUGCACAUGUCGCUGGAACGACAAGAAGCAGGUGGAAGGCUUGAAUGCCACCAUAAUUGGACUCGGUUGCAUUCUCGGCUGUUUUGCCUCUGGUUUGGCUGCAGCGUUUUUCGCCUCUGGCAGCGCACUGAGCCGACCGGCGGAGCGCUACCGGGUGCGGGAAAAGACUAAUACAUCCGCCGAUUGCGCCCAACCGAAGUUCACAACAGCUAUUGCAUUGUUGUUCGUUGCGGUCUUCUUGGGCUUUAUAUUCUUUGUUGGAAUUGUUCAAGAAGCAAGAAAGGGUGUAUUGACCACUCCGCUGCCGCAGACCGCGACCGUGCCCACCGCAGACCCUGAGAAUUCCUCCCAAACUACGGACACAACUCCACCUGGUCCAGAUCGACUUCCUGUGUAAUAUCUGAAGGAUGAGGCUGUGGGAUUCAGGGUCAGGGUUGGUCCGCGUCACCGUGAUGAACAGCAUUCUCAUAGUCUUGUUUUUUGCCGGAAUGAGAUCACCUCUCUCUGCUCUCGGCCCUUGACGCCUGGGCAUUCACAAGUCUCCCUCUUGUAUAGAGCUUCAAUUUCAGUUUUCCGCUUGGUUCAGCCCUAGGCGCAUGUCAGUAAGGUUUGAGCAUCAAACUCUGUGCUGUCAAGUAUCAGCAGAAGUGAACAUAUUUUUAGUCAGGAAGAGGACUCACCACCAUGUCGUGGAGCAGUUGGUGUCUAUCCGAGUUGUGGGAUGUGUGCACGCGAAAAUCGAGUUGAAAUCGAGCGCAUUCAAGUUGUAAGAUUAUAAUAAGAUGUUCUGAAUCCUAAGACUGCAUACCAACGAAUUCUGUUCGGGGGUGUGUGUUGGGACCGAGGGAUUAAUCAGCUUUUGAA
Messenger RNA from Physcomitrium patens, 2666 nucleotides. Lineage: Eukaryota; Viridiplantae; Streptophyta; Bryopsida; Funariales; Funariaceae. The record is from RefSeq and is a predicted model, not a curated record.